Brassica rapa (field mustard) is the source of this 2143-nucleotide messenger RNA. RefSeq lists its product as uncharacterized. NCBI's taxonomy places the organism in Eukaryota, Viridiplantae, Streptophyta, Magnoliopsida, Brassicales, Brassicaceae. The record is from RefSeq and is a predicted model, not a curated record.
CAUUUGUGUGCAUCUCUUGUCGUCCAAAAGGAGAGAGAAGUUAAAAAGAGAGAAGCCAUGCCCAUGCUGAAUGCGAAAGCGCAGUCCUAUCAACCGGUGAGUGUAAGAGUGAGAGAGGCCGUGCUGAACGAGCAUGCGCCACGUUUUGAACCGGUGAAUAGAAGCGGGAGAGAAGUCAUGCCUAGUGAACAUUCGGCGCCGCUUCAACCGGUAAACAGUGAUGAGCAUUCGUUGUUCCUCACAUUCUCAAAUGGAUUUCCCCUGACGGAGAUGCAAAUCUUCGAUUUUUUUAACUGGCGUUACGGACCCGAGGUGGAGGGAGUGAUUAUUCCCAGGCCAAGGGGAGGAAGGGGGCCGCCCUUGCAUGGGCGAGUAGUGUUCAAGAAUCCUCUCAUACCCCGCAUGGUUAUGAGAGACCGUGAAAAGGUUUGCUUUUCUAUCGAUGGGCGCCCUGUUUACGCCAAAAGGUUCUUCAGCAAGAAGGUGCAUACCGGAGCCUCUGGGAGUACUAGCCACCGUGAUGGUGGAAGCCACCCCGAUGGUGGAAGCCACCCCGAUGGCGAUGAGUGAUCUGGGCUUGGAACCUGGUGAACGGUGAAUUUAAAGACCCUUUUGUCGCAUCUAUCAUAGGGUUUUUAAUUGAACCGAGUAUGUUCCUGGGAUAAACUCUUUUUAUGUUUCAGCUUAAUAAUGAAAGAGUGAACGUUCGAUUGUGUGAGAACGGAUGUUGUAAACUCUUAUCUCUGUUCAGAGAUAUCUUUAAAUUAUUGAUAAACUAUGUUGGAUAUUUGUUUUUUUUUUUAUCUUUCUUUAGGUAAUUUGGUUGAGUUGUAUUUGUGCAUGCAUCGUUUAAAUCUUGACUUUGACAAAUUCACUGGCUUAAUACUAAUGGGAGAUUAGGAAUGCCGUCGUUAAACACAAUAUAUUGUAUAUGUAAUGUGUGUUGUAUGUAAAAUAUUAUAUAUUGUAUAUUCUUUUGUGAGCGGACGAUAAUAGUUUACGAAUAUUAGCUAGGUGUAGAGAAGAAGCUGUGAAAGGCCAGUGUAGAGAAGAAGCUGUGAAAAGCCUACGCAGAGAAAAUGUUUUUUUUGCCAAAAAUCUUAAUUAUUAGUAAGUUUUAUUUUGGACUUUCGAUGUAUAUAAUUUGUUUGACAUACCUUGCCAUGUAUGUGUAUCUAAUACUAUAAUUAAAACAUUGCAAAUGGAAACCUAUUAACCAAUAAAUCUCACAAUAUUGAAAAUAUGUAGGAAAAAACUAUGUAAUAUAUUGAUUAUUUUCAUUAGCUUUAUUUUACUCACAGCAUUUUAAUUGCCUACAUGAUUUUAUUAGUAAAUGCAUACAAUUUUCUCAUACUUUUUUCAUUGCAAAAAAAAAACACGAAUAAAAUACUGAUGAAUAGAAACGUUAAUGGAAUAUGUACGAGAUACAUCUCAUAACAAAUGUUUUAGUUUUUAUAAAAAUGGAACAUAAAUUAAAUUAGCUUGGCCAAAUUUGCAGAAAAAAGCAUUUCGAUUGGAAGCCCUAAACCAUUGCUUCUAUAUAUGAUCCUUAAAAAACCACUGUAUAUAGGCUGUAUUUUUUUUAUACCUACGUUUUUUAGAAAAAGAUGGGGUAUGUUUUGAAGCGUUUUUUAAACCUAUUUUUUAGGUCUUUAUUAACAAUAACUGAGGCCAUUAUAAUAUUUGCCUAUUGGGCUUUAUGUGUAGCCUUUCUUUAUGUGUGUAGCCUUCGAUUCCAUUUGGAUCGAAGCUAGCAUAGGAUAUCUUCUUUCCAAUCAUAGGUAUAUAUAAUCGGAUCCUAUACAUCGAUACCGUUACAGUGUUACUUUUUAUACGGUUUGGAAAAUCGUGAACUAUACGGUCAUUUACGGGUUAUUGGAUUAUUCUGGGAGAAGAAGUUUAUCAUGACUCGAAUCUACAACACAAAUCUCUCAGAAUGUGACAAAAUGCUGUAGUAUUUCUAAUAAUUUAUCCUUUAUACCUGUCGUAUUGCUGAAGGACACGACAUUGAUUAUUUAUAAUUUUGAUUUCAUUUGACUGUAUACAAGUAUUAAUUUUCCCGGUGUAAAGAACAACAAAACUUACAAUCGCGUGCAUACAAACAAAAAUUAAAAUGAAUAUAUGAUAACAAAAGUAAGAAGGA